Molecule: messenger RNA, 1081 nt
Organism: Caenorhabditis elegans
Lineage: Eukaryota; Metazoa; Nematoda; Chromadorea; Rhabditida; Rhabditidae
Gene: srh-275
Product: Serpentine Receptor, class H
Exons: 3
Coding region: 110-1081 (323 amino acids)
Source: RefSeq, marked reviewed
GCUCAUUCGGCAUAUUUCAUAAACUUUUGGUAACAUAUUUAUGUUUUCUUUUUCAUAUUAGUAACUUCUGCUUUACUUCAUUCUGUUACUUCAGUGUUCUAGUCACACUAUGAAUUAUUCCUCGUACCUUGAUACCGCAGAUUUUCAAGCAUUAGCUCUCCAUAUUAUGAUUGGUAUAGAAAUUCCAGUGCAUUUUCUUGGUUUUUAUUGCAUAUUAUUCCGUACUCCAAUCUCUAUGAAAGCUGUCAAAUGGGGAAUGUUAAACCUCCACAUUUGGAGUAUAGGACUCGAUUUGGGUGUCAGUUUGUUAACAGUACCAUACAUUUUAUAUCCAGCACUUGCUGGCGUAACUUUAGGGAUCUUGAGCAAAUUUGGAUUUCCAGUGUCAUAUCAAACAUAUCUAUUGGGAGUUUUGAUUGGACUUCUUGGCGUUUCAAUCGUGUCAAUUCUCGAAAAUCGUUAUUAUCUUUUGUUUGCUCGUGAACAUUGGUGGCGCCAUGUUCGUCUACCUUUUCUGAUAUUUAACUACAUAGCAGCUUGUUCAUAUUUUACUCCGGCCUAUUAUUAUAUUCCGGAACAAACAGAAGCAUUGCAGAACGUUUUUAAGAUGCUCCCAGAACUCCCACAAGAAAUUUACGAUGCUCCAGUAUUUGUCCUAGCAACAGAUUUUCGAUACGUGGUAUUCCCGGUCUGUUUUAUGACAACCCUAAUGGUUGCCGAAUCAGCUACUUUUAUCAUUUUAAUCUAUGGAAAUAUGGCUGAACGAAACAAGAAACUUUCCUUAUCUCGUCAUACUAUGAAAAUGCAGACAACUUUUCUUCGUUGCCUUAAUAUUCAAACUUCUAUCCCAUUAUUAAUUCUACUUCUGCCAAUGGGCUAUCUUGUGAUUUCUCGAAUCUUCAAAAUUUAUUGCCAAUCUGCAAAUAAUUUGUGUUUUAUCAUAAUUGCCGCUCAUGGAUUAUUCUCAACUUUUAUAAUGCUUUAUAUUCAUUCUCCAUAUCGAGAAGCUUGCUUCAGAAUAUUUUGUUCAAAAAUAACACGCUAUUCAUCAAGAUUUUCAACAGUGUCAACAGUCUUGUGA